Messenger RNA from Pecten maximus, 3145 nucleotides. RefSeq names its product shell matrix protein-like. The transcript is spliced from 9 exons. Lineage: Eukaryota; Metazoa; Mollusca; Bivalvia; Pectinida; Pectinidae. Bases 190 to 1374 code for a protein of 394 amino acids. The record is from RefSeq and is a predicted model, not a curated record.
ACCUCUGGUUGGUCAAUAUAACACCUGAUGAAUGCCAAAAUCAUUUACUAUAUGAUCGUUACUUCGGUGAAGAAUGACGUUCAUUUAGAAAAAAAAGAGCACUUGUGUUAAACAUCUUUGGGAAUACUUCGUUUAACUAUUCAGGAAGGUAGAAAGAGUUUGCGUUGGCAAUAGGUUUUUGUAUGAGGUAUGGCUAAGCUACAAACUUUGAUGUUGGUCGUUUUCAUUGCUGUUUGUUGUACACUGGCCAACUCACAAGUUCUGACAUCUGUCCCGAGGAACGUGGCAUCGACCACACGCAUCAGGGGUCCACAGAAUGUACAGGGAGCAGACAGAAAGAGACUCGGAUGCGUUCUACAACCAGUUCCAAACUCAAUAAAUAAGUAUCGAGUGCACUUGUUCUCCCUCGGAACAUCUCUAGACUUCUACUGUGCACAAGGAACUAUAUUUUACCCUGACAAAUGUGCCUGUGAUUGGCCAAAAGACAGGAACAUGGUGUUACCAGCCGUUCCAACAACCAUUCGUCCCCAGACGAGGCCGUUCCCAGACCGGACUGUAAGACCUGGACGUCGACCAGUUAUUGACAAUGUCCGCCCAUUUAUGACCACCACACCUGAACCAUGCAGAUUCCGUGCCGACCCUGACAGGAACUUCUAUCAGGAGUUUGUCAUUGGAUUCGGGUGGAGCAAACGCCCAUGUCCUAUCGGUACCCUGUACAGAGAGGAGUCGUGUAAAUGUGAUGACAUAGCCCCCGUAUCUACUUUACGAUGCCGAGCAGAGCUGUACGUCCCAUUCGAUGUUAUGCCAAUAGCCGAUGGUGCCGGCACCAGCAUUCCCAUUGGUAACAACGGUAACGUUGAUUCUGUUGCCAAUGCUGGACGAUUUGACGGUAGUGGACGUCUAACUAUCUGGAUGUACUCAAACAUGGAUUUUGGCGAACUGUUGACGAUUAACCUGAGAUUCUAUGACUUUCCAGGAGGACAAGAAGAGCAAGUUUUAGUUUCGAAUUGCUUUGACAAGGAACUUGGUUCCAUUGAGAUUGCAACACGUCCGCGAAAGAAGGAAGUUGUAUUCCGUGGUAACACGGCUCAAUCUGGACCAGUAGAAAUAGCUCUUCCUUAUCAGGAGAAAAUGUGGAAGAAUGUGACGUAUGCUUAUGACGGGUCCACACUUACUGGAAAGGUUAAUGGCGAAGAAAAAUCUAUUCCCCUCAGAGGAAACCUCGAUAUCAGAUUUAGUGGAUUUGAAAUCGGGAUGUGCAACGGGCGCGGAUAUGUCGGCUAUGUGGAUGAGUUGAGAGUAUACAGAUGUGUGAAUCACUUUGGACUAACAAGACCUAAUAACAAUUUUGGAUUUACGAGACGAGUGAUAUAGUGAAUUAUUCAUAUUUAGAAAGUGUUUUAAUAUUUUUGUCAUGUUAUUAAUUGAUAGUGAACAUUCAAAUUCCAUAAAACGCUGUCAUAGGUGUAGGCAGCAAGCGAAAUUGCACCUGAAAGAUGUACAUAAACAAAGAGAGUUUUGCUACGUGACAUUUCACACCGAUAUUUGCUGUAGGUGACUCAAUGAAAUAUGAUAUAAUAAUCUGACUUAAGAUAUGUUCUUUUGACGAUAAUAAUUAACAGUGUGUCUUUAUUACUGGAAUUAUCCGAUAAACCGUCGAGAUUAUCUAAUCAUGUCAGUACUUAUCCGAUGGUCCUGAUUCCCAGUUAGUGGUCAAAAGAUCCGAUUACUCUUUUAUUAUACAACAUAGUCCCAUAUCCCCCAGUCUAAUUUUUCAGCCAGUCUAGCAGAGGACGCCGAAGACUGAAUUAUCGAGGGCUGCCCUGUUGGUGCAGAGGGUAGGGCGUAUAAACAUUUACGGUUAGACCUCUCAAAUACCUUUUCCUCCUAUGUUUAUGUAGGUAUCUGUUAUUUCUUCGAUGUUUGAAAUUCCUACCCCCCUCCCCAUUCCUUACAUAAACCAAGUUUAAAAAAAAAAACUGUCAAUGAAAAUUACAUAUUAUGUGUGAGAGAUUGGUAAACUAAAUAUUCUUUUGAAUUUUAUUACUCAAAAUGACAUGUUGUUGAUAUACCGAGGUACAAUCAAAAUCAUACACAACGUUACUAAUUUUACGCCGGGAUAUGUCAUAAGGGGUGACUUUAUUAAGCAAUUGAAUGGUUUGACCAUGGAUAUACUCAAUAAAUACGAAAAUAUAUGGUGCAGUAUGAGUAUGAAUUCUUCCUCAUAGGAGCAAGCUUUUUAACGAUGUCCUGUAUGGUAAAAGUAAUUUCAUACAAACUGUUCAUCAAGUUACUUUUAUAACUUAACAUGACAUUGAUACAUAAUCUGAACAGUAUAUGUGCAUCCAAUGUAAUCGUAAUAUAGAAUUGUAACAGACUGGCUCUAGGAUGUAUUAGUGCUUAAGCAUAAUAUAUCAGAUACAUAACGAAACUUCAUUUUACCGAUCAUUAAUAAGGUAAUGCAUUCAGCGUGAAAUUCGCUGAAAUGAAAUUACUGCUAAAAGAUUACGUUCACAGUAUGUAUCCUAUUUCAUCAGGUCAUGUGAUGCUUUUUUCGCAAUCAUUGCCGUAGCAAUCUUUAUAUUGCAUGUUAGCAUACUGUUCAGGGAACUUCAUUAAGAUACAAUUCCUUGUAUAUCUUAUAUAUAACACCAAAUUAAAUGUCAGGGAAAAAUAAGUUUAUUGUGUCGAUAAGUUUCUUUUCAGUAAGAUUGACGUUUAAAUGCAUUAGCCUGUACAUAUAUGUAGUUACUUAUAUCUGUAUAAUGUAUAUAGCACUACUGUUCAUUUGUAUGUUUUAAAUGUACAUAUAUGUAUAUGUCCUUGAUGCUUCAAAUGUCGAAUAACGUGCUUGUUUAAUACAAUGCCAUAAGCAGUGUCUCAGCAGAUUGUUUUAUCUGUAAUAAGCAUUUGAGUGACAAACUGAUUACCACGUGUACAAUUUGGACCUAGAUUCAUUAACACUGAUCUAUAUUUUUGAUAUGUGUUAUUGUUCAAUCAACUUACUGGUAAAUUUCUACUUAAAGAUUGUUUUCAUUUUUACGUUGUAACAUAAUAUGAUCAUCAAUGUUUCAUACGGGACAUGUGUGUAUGAACAGAAAUAGGAUGGUUUCGUGGAGUAAAUAAAGUUCAUACUAUAUACUAG